AAGUUAAAAAUCUGUUUCGAAGAGGAGCUCCGAGCAACCACAAGGAAGCGUCGCCGGUAGCCGGAGAUCGGAUUUAGCACACGAGUGUCGGAUUUGAUUGGCGAUAUCGAUCUAACGAUGGGGUUUAUCUUUACAACCCUAAUUUUCAUUGUGAUCGGAAUAAUUGCGUGUUUCUGCACUCGAAUCUGCUGCAAUAAAGGCCCCUCGGCGAACCUGUUCCACCUUACAUUGGUGAUUACUGCUACCAUAUGCUGUUGGAUGAUGUGGGCAAUUGUUUAUCUUGCACAGAUGAACCCAUUGAUUGUCCCAAUUUUGAGUGAAGGAGAGUAAACCUUACCCAUCCAUCCUGAGAUGGCAUUUGCAGCAACAGCACCCCUCUUGCAUUUGUGAAUUAAGGGAUGAAACUGAUGGAUUUAUUUUGAUUCAAAUUAUUCAAAUAUGUUAAGGAAUUGCAAACAUUGCUGCAUUCUUUACUUCGGAUUUUAUAGGAAGUAGUUUUCUUGUUCAAUUCUUUGAAGUUUGUGAAAUUAAAUAAUUGAUGUUUAUUCAUUUACUUUCAAGGCUUCUUUACCUCUUUAUUUUUGGUAUUUCUUCACAUAUGAAGAAGUUA
This is a messenger RNA of Cynara cardunculus var. scolymus (artichoke), 610 nucleotides long. RefSeq names its product V-type proton ATPase subunit e1-like. The transcript is spliced from 4 exons. Gene Ontology annotation, molecular function: proton-transporting ATPase activity, rotational mechanism. Gene Ontology annotation, biological process: proton transmembrane transport. Lineage: Eukaryota; Viridiplantae; Streptophyta; Magnoliopsida; Asterales; Asteraceae. Gene Ontology annotation, cellular component: proton-transporting V-type ATPase, V0 domain. Bases 118 to 330 code for a protein of 70 amino acids. The record is from RefSeq and is a predicted model, not a curated record.